Molecule: messenger RNA, 852 nt
Organism: Phytophthora sojae
Lineage: Eukaryota; Oomycota; Peronosporomycetes; Peronosporales; Peronosporaceae
Exons: 1
Coding region: 1-852 (283 amino acids)
Source: RefSeq, a predicted model, not a curated record
AUGUUAGCUUUUCACGCCACCACCAGCAGUUUUGACGGGUCGAAACUACCGCGCACGGCAAAAGUCACUCGAGGAGCCAACAAGAUCAAGCGCGUCAUCUACUCCAUCAUGUUGACCAAUCUACGGCGUGAUGUUGAGCUUGGGCUUGUGAACCCAAUCACAGAACUGCAGCGAUUGUACCUGGACAGGAAGGCCGGAGACGGGAUUGCGAGCGCCACGGCGAGCCUCUUCGCACACUAUGCUCAGGAACGACAACGCUCUGUUACGACGGAGGUACCCGCCAGCUUCUGGGCAGGGCCACACGAGCUUCGCGCGAUGGUACAGUACAUGCGCGAACCGCUCAUCGUGUUGGGUGUCAAUCAGCACGGUGAUGCGCAUGUGCAAAAAUACAUGUACAAGGACUAUCGAAUACCGGACGGCUCAGUGCAUGAGUCUGGAUAUGUGGAAGCCCUACCAGACAUGGUUGCUCGUGAUUAUCUGUGUGAGUGCUGGGAGCUGUACACCAUACCCGCCAUGCUGGUUUUGCGGCGGAAUGAGAUGCGCUUCAAUGGUGUUCAACAUGGAGAGCUUCUCACGAUGUGGAAUGUCGAAGGUAAUUCGGAUUAUGCGGAUACGCUGGACGCUUCCUUUGGCUGGAUUGCUGGCGUACAGCAGCGAAACGCGGACCGGGGAGAGCUCCUUCAGGAUGGUGAAGUGCUCGCUCGCCCCGGCCAUGUUAAUGCUGCUAUUAUCCGGGAUUGCCCGACGCUCUCUUAUUGGGGUGCCGCUGAUGAUCGUAGAGGUGGAGUGGGCAUUCUGAUUAAUCCGUAUGGGGCUUUUGCCAACGCCCAACCUUUGUGGAGCAACAACUAG